UGUUAGAAUUAUAAGAUUUUGUAUGAAAAUCUUGUUUCUGGUUUCUGACAAAAGAAUACAGGGAUAUGGUAGGAUUUGGACUAUGUACCUUUUGUUUAUAAAGCAAGUGCACCAUAACCACUAUCUAGGGGUCAACUGAAUGACACUAAAAAAAGGAGGGUGGAAAUUUUUUUAGUGGAAAAAUUAAAAACCACAAUGAUAAUACUAUUAAUUUUAAUAUUAUGCUCUAAAAAACAUAACUGUAACUAACGAAAAGUCAUCAAGAAUAAAGAUUAAUUUUAUUACAAGAAGGUAUUUCCAAAAAUAUUUCAAAAAACAAAAAACAACUAAUAGAACUUUUUUUUUUUUUUCAUUAAUUUUACAGAAUACCCUGAAAUGAUACUAGACAUUUUUAUGUUGUUGUUCAAUUCUGAAAGUCAGCAUUUAAGAUCCAAAUAAAAUAACUUUUUGUAAUUGAAUAAUUUAAAUUAUUAGCACCAUUUGUGUUGAGAACUAUAGUGUGUUGAGAACGCCAUUUGUGUUGAGAUCUGUAGUCACUGCUAUGAAAUUUGACCGCCAGGUUGAACUUUGUGUCAAUUUAAAAAUGUUAAUUAAUAUGGUUACAAAUACUAUAUACUAUUAGUAAACAAUCAAGUUUGAAAUCAAAAUCAUGUGCUAUCUUAUGUUAUUAGUGAAAAAUAAAUUCAGUAUUUUAUCCAUUUUAAAUUUUUUUAAAAUUAGUAACCGCGGUGAAAAAAUGUUAAAAAUCCCUGGGAACUAUACAAAUCAUAGGUAGAGAAAAAAAUUAAAAAAUUGAAAAUGGCGACAAGGUUCAGUGUUUGCUGCGUUUGCUUAGAGCAUAAAGAAGAAAGAUCAAAGAAGUUAUUAUCAGUUUCUGAACCAAUCCUUCAAAAAAUAAAUACUUUUAUUAAUUAUAAAUAUGAUCCAAACCUAGAAGCAUAUUCUACUAUGAUUUGCACUAGUUGUCAAAGAAACCUUUAUCUACUUGAUGCAGAAAAAAGUACUGCAAGAAGGUCUUGGUUAUCAAAAGUAUCCAAGAUACACGAAGAAUCAGUAGUCAGGCGUGGUGUCAACAUAAUAGAUUUUGUCCAAUCAGCACAAUCUGAAAUUGUCAAUGACACGAAAGAGAAUUUAUGCCAUCAUUGUUUUGGUAUUAUUGGUGCUGGAAGACCUCACAAUUGCUGUAAAAGUCAGGCAGUUAAAAAUCUUACAAAUCUAACCUUUGGUAUUGGUGCUAUACAGGCAAAACAGGUGGCUUCAAAUAUUAUUAAGACUAAAAUGGAUAACUAAAAUUUAAUACAAGAAGCAACAUUUAAUCUAUCAACAGGUGGUAACCUAGUUCAGAUUACUGUAGGAGUUUCAGGAUUAAAAUCAGAAAGAUCUAAAUCUUUAAAUAUGAUGCCUUUUCAGAUGCUGCUAACUUUACAGACCAUUUUGGAACUUUCCAAAGCAAGUACUCAGGUCUUGGUUUCCAGUCUAAAAAGUUCAUUUGGAUCAAAUUGUAUUACUAAAAAUGUAUUUGGUAAACUAAACAAACUUUAUUCGCAUGUUGAAUCUUUUUAUUUUGCAGAACUAGUUGAGUUUAGAGGAAAUCAAGGGUCAAAAAUUGAUUGCAAUUUGGUUUAUGUUAAGAAUACAAGCGAUUUUAUAAUGAAUAUUAUAAAUGAAAGGAAUCUUGACCCUUUUAAAGCAUUUGUGAAUAUAGCUGUGGAUGGAGGUGGUGGUUUCUUGAAGGUUGCUUGUAACGUGUUUGAUCCUGAUAAUCUGCAUUCAUCUUCUUCAAAGUAUCAAGAUAGUGGAGUUCAGCGUUUACAGAUCUUAGCUAUAGUUGAAGACGUUCCUGAAUCUAACUGGAAUUUAGGAUUAAUUAUAUCAAAACUUAAGCUGGAAGAGGUUAAAUUUUAUAUGGCUUUUUAUAUGACUUUUUAUAUAUAUUAUUUAAUUUUAUAUGACUUAAAAUGUGCCAAUGCUGUACUGGGUUUGUCUUCACACUCUGGGAAAUGAAUGCAUGUUUGUAUUAUUACAGGAUUAUGUUCUUUGACCUCUGGAGAUCUUAGAACGUUUGGAAAUCUUGAUUACUGGUCUCAGAAUUAAAAUAAUGAUGGAUGUCCAACAAAAAAAAUGUCAAAUUAUAUGAAUGUUAUUAAUAAAAGGUUAAUUUAUUUAGAUGAGGAUCCUGAAACAUUAAUUGUUCAUAAGAUAGCUCCACCAGAACUGCAUUUAAUGAUAGGUGCAGUUGGAGUUUUAGGCAAAGUAUUGCUAAUUAUAUAUGAUCCUGGAUUUAAAACUUGGCUAUCUUUACAUCAUAUUAUUUUUCGAGGCUACCAUGGAGUUGGUUGGGACGGAAAGAAUUAUAAUAAAAUACUUAAAAAAAUAGAUCUUCUUGAACAAGCUGUUAUAAAGGAAAUCCCAGUACACCAGCAUCUGAUAUUAUCCGUAAUAAAUUGUUUGCAAGCUUUUAAAUCAGUAAAAGAUGCAGCUUUCGGAAAACAUUUAAACCCAGAAUAUGAAACAAUUAUCAAAAACUUUGCGGACAUUUUUAAGUCUUUGCAAAAUGAUAUUCAUGAUGCAAAAAUAGAGGGAUUAGCCUUAAAAACUACAUGGAAAUACAUAUUAUUGUAAACCACAUAAUUCCUUUUCUAAAAUAUCAUAAUAUGGAUCUAGGAAAUUUUGCAGAACAAGCUGGUGAGACAGUGCAUGCUAAGUUCAAACCUACCUGGAAAAGAUAUAAAGUCAGCACUAAACAUAGUAAGCAUGGAGAACAAUUAAAAAAAGUUGUUGUUGAUUUUAACACAAGAAGAAUUAAAUAAUAAUUUAUGUGUUGUAGUCUUUUUGUUGUGAAUUUUAAAAGGGCAGAUCCAUGAUCUCAAAUGAGUAUUACAAAAUACCCCAAUUAUAUUUACCUUGUGAGGGCAAUAAGAUAUAUAUAUUUUUUUAUAUAUAUACUGUCUUAAAUAUUAUUUAACUCACCAAAAGAUUUCCAAUUUAGUUCAAAAAAUCUUUUGGAGUUAAGAACUGGUGACUAUGUUAACAAUGCCCCCUCCCCCCUUGUCUAAAUCAAAGGGGUCAUUUAGGGAUUUUUUCAUACUUAGCUCCGGAUUUCAAUUUUAAACUAAGUUGUUUUUAACUGCUAUAAAUUAGUAAAGACUAAAUCAGUCAGAAUUUUUUAAUUGACACGCAUUUCAACCUGGCAGUCAAAUUUCAGUGCAGUGUAGUGUGUGUGAGCUAUGUAUGUGUAUUGUGUUGAGAGCUCAAAUUAUUCAUACCACAAAGUACGAUUUAGUAGCUGACCAAUUAAAAGGUUUUUCUUUUUUGAUAUUUUUAUAAUUUGAUAUUUACAAUUCUAGUUAUACUAUAAAUAAAAAUGAAUAAAAUUUAAAGUUUAAGCUUAGUUUUAAUUGGUUAAAAAUGCUGAUUAUCUAUAUAUGUAGGUUUAUUUCAUUAAAUAAUUUACAUUGGUUAAAUUAUAAUUAUUGAAUCUUUUAAUUUAAACAAUCCAACAAAUUUUUAUUGACUUGAUGGUCCAACCUAGAAAUAAUGAUAACUUUUACAAGGAUUGUCUUCAUUAUUUUGUUUAAAAAGAAAGUUUAGAAAGGUUGAGAAAUGCUGAUUUAGUCUACAAUGUUUUUUUAGUUUAUAUAUACUUUCUUUUAGAAUUAUCAAUUAUUUAAUACCUGAAAAAGUUUAUUUUCUUUUCUAAUCAACAAUCUUUUUUUCAU
Molecule: messenger RNA, 3719 nt
Organism: Hydra vulgaris (swiftwater hydra)
Lineage: Eukaryota; Metazoa; Cnidaria; Hydrozoa; Anthoathecata; Hydridae
Source: RefSeq, a predicted model, not a curated record